GCAAAAUUUUAGUUUUUUUUUUGUUUUUCCAUCUUCAACGGUCAUAUUUCCUGGUUUUUUGCCUGAUAGUGUCAAUGGAAUCAGAGGGAAUGUUGCCAUUUUCGGUGGUUUCUGUUGUUGAAGAUGUUCUUAGACAGCAUGGAACUCGAUUGAGCGACAUCGAUUUCGCUUCAAGAAAAGCAGAGGAAGCUUCAUCGAGACGAUAUGAGGCGGCGAGGUGGUUAAGGAAGAUAGUGGGGGUUGUAUGUUCAAAAGAUUUGCCAGCUGAGCCAUCUGAAGAAGAUUUCAGACUUGGUUUGAGAAGUGGGAUAGUCCUUUGUACAGCAAUCAACCGGGUUCAACCUGGUGUUGUUCCAAAGGUGGUAGAAGCUCCAAAUGAUACCGUGAUCAUCCCUGAUGGCGCGGCUUUAAUGGCCUACCAAUACUUUGAAAAUGUGAGAAACUUCCUGGUUGCUGUAGAAGAGUUGGGACUUCCUACUUUUGAGGCAUCAGAUUUAGAACAGGGUGGUAAAACAGGAAGGAUUGUGAGUUGUGUUCUUGCUUUGAAAUCUUUUAGUGAGUGGAAGAUGGCAGGAGGUAACGGAACAUGGAAAUAUUCAGGAAAUUUCAAAACACCCAGCUCUACUAGCUCUACUGGCAAAACUGUUGUUAGAAAGAAUUCAGAACCCUUCAUGAAUUCAAUUUCAAGGACUUCAUCUAUAAGUGAGAAGUCUCUAGACACCGAACACUGCAGUGAUGUUGGUUUAGAUUUAAGUGACACGAGCAACAGUCGUUCCUUAAACAUGAUGAUUCGUGCACUUCUAAUUGAUAAGAAGCAAGAAGAAAUUCCAAAUAUUGUUGAAUCCAUGCUCAGUAAAGUCAUGGAAGAGUUUGAAUGCCGCUUAGCAAGUCAAGCUGAAUCUGAGAAAGCUGCUCCGGAAGCAAUGUCAGUUUCUGGACAAAACACAUCUCCUGCUGAGUCCCCCAAGACAAAAAUACAGAAUCAUGAUGGCAAUGUCACCGACAACAAUAAUGAGCCAGAGCAAGUCAGUGAAAGUGAAGAGAUUCGGAGCUGUGUCCCAUGUGCAGCGCCUAAAAGCAGCUUCAGGAAGCAUGAUGAACAUUUUGAGAGGCAGGAGAGUAAUAUCCAGGAUUUAAAACAAACUGUCCACAGUACAAAAGAAAGCAUGAGGUCAUUGCAAAUGAGAUAUCAUGAAGAGUUCAGCAAUCUAGGUAAGCACCUCCAGAGUCUUACUCAUGCUGCCUCAGGAUACCAGAGAGUUCUUCAAGAAAACCGCAAGCUGUACAACCUAGUGCAAGACCUGAAAGGGAACAUCAGGGUGUAUUGUCGAGUGCGUCCAUUCCUUCCUGGGCAAGCUAAUGGUUUUACCACUGUGGAUCACAUUGAAGAAGGGAACAUUACUCUUAUGAACCCAGCAAAAUAUUGUAAAGACGGGAAGAAAUCCUUUAAUUUUAACAAGGUUUUUGGACCUGAUUCAACACAAGCUGAGGUGUAUACGGACAUGCAGCCUCUUAUUCAGUCUUGUCUUGAUGGUUACAAUGUCUGCAUCUUUGCAUAUGGGCAAACCGGAUCUGGAAAGACUUACACAAUGAGUGGACCAGACAAUCUCACAGAAGAAACAUAUGGUGUGAACUACCGAGCUUUGAAUGAUUUGUUCUGUCUAGCGGAAGAAAGAAAAGCCACUUUCACUUACGAGGUUUCUGUUCAGAUGAUGGAGAUAUAUAAUGAGCAAGUCAGAGAUCUCCUAGCUACUGAUGGAUCAAACAAGAAGUUAGAGAUUCGUAACAGUUCUCAGAAUGGGAUAAAUGUACCAGAUGCAAGUAGGUUGCCAGUCUCAACAACAGCUGAUGUAAUCAGCUUGAUGAAUCUUGGUCAUAAGAAUCGCGCAGUGAGCUCAACAGCUAUGAAUGACCGAAGCAGUCGCUCUCACAGUUGCAUGACAGUCCAUGUCCAAGGGAAAGACUUGGCAUCAGGAGCUGCUCUACGAGGUUGUAUGCAUCUUGUUGACCUAGCUGGAAGUGAAAGGGUUGACAAAUCUGAGGUGACAGGGGAUCGAUUGAAGGAAGCACAGCAUAUCAACAAGUCCCUUGCUGCAUUAGGAGAUGUAAUUGCUUCACUUUCUACGAAGAAUGCACAUGUUCCCUACAGAAACAGUAAACUCACGCAAUUGCUCCAGGACUCCCUAGGAGGACAAGCGAAAACAUUGAUGUUUGUUCACAUAAGUCCAGAGGCAGAUGCCCUUUCAGAGACAAUCAGUACACUUAAAUUUGCUGAGCGUGUAUCUACUGUGGAGCUUGGUGCUGCUCGGGCAAACAAAGAAACUGCAGAUACAAAAGAUUUAAAAGAGCAGGUUUCCAAUCUCAAAGCAGCUUUAGCCAGGAAGGAAGAAGAAAUGGAGCACCUUACUCGUUCAGUAACAAGCACUCCAGAAACAACAAACGUUAGGUCUACUGCUUCUUCACCUACUCGUCCAUCCUCUCGUUCAAGAGACGUUUCAGGUGGUCGGAAGAGUCCAGUGCAGGAUGUUAGUAACACCAAGGUGAAAAACAACUCAUUGAAGCCACGAAGGAGAAGCUUGGAUCCAAAUGAUCUGUUAUCAAAUAAUUCCCUCUGGCCACCCCUUAUUGUCAACAAAGCAGAACAGAAGAAUCUGACUGCAGGGGAUUGGAUGGAGAAGGUGAUGAUGAAGCAAAGUAAAGUAGAUAGAAGUAGGUCUGUAGAAAACUUAGUGGAUGAAAACAUGAAGCCUUCUGAGAACUGUCAUCCUGAUGAUAGCAGCACUUUGAAGCAACCUUACGAUAUCUUGGUAACCGACAAAAAGGAUUGCCAAGAUAGCGACUCACAGCUUAGUAUGUGUGAAUUGCUUACUCCUGACAGCAUUGAUGAGCUUGAGAUAGCAACCAGUGACUCUUCUGAGCAAGACUUUCAAGUUCUUCUUCCAAGAACAGCAAGUUUGCCUAAUGUUAUAGGAUCAAAAAUCAAGAAACCUACCCCAGUAAAGGCAUCUAAAAGCCCAGAAAAGAGGAGUUUGAUCCCUAUGCCACCCAUGAGGAGAUUAUCGAAUGGGUUGAAUACACCGGCAAUCAAGAAUGGAAGACAGGCGGUGUAUGUGAAGAGGAAAUCAGGAAAUGCAAAGUGAUGAGUACUAGCUAAUUCUGCUAUGCAUAUAUUAUGUGAUGAUGGCUUGUCAUCCUCCAUAUAUUUUUUUUUAGUAGUUAGGCGAGGGAGGGUGAAGGAGUUGAGAAAAAGGCUUCUUUUUUAUUUGAUUUUGCAGUGCAAAAAUGGCAACUAUUUCAGUUACCUGAUGCAUGAUUUUGGUGGUGAUGGGUUCAAGUAUAUGCAGUCCUGCCAAAUGGCCCAAAUUGAUGGUGAUUGCCUUUUGUUGUGUUACAUUGUGUAUAUGGGUGUUUGAUUCAAAUGGCCCUAAGCUAAGGUUUGAUUUUGUUAGUUCUACCAAAGAUGAAAAUCGAGUAAGGUAUAUAAACUAUAUAGUACACAUAUCACAUAUAUAUGUCUUCUUGGAUCAAAGAUUUGAUGCAAUGAAAGUUAAUGAAAUUGUUGUACAUUAUAUAU
Chenopodium quinoa (quinoa) is the source of this 3574-nucleotide messenger RNA. RefSeq names its product kinesin-like protein KIN-14I. Lineage: Eukaryota; Viridiplantae; Streptophyta; Magnoliopsida; Caryophyllales; Amaranthaceae. Gene Ontology annotation, molecular function: microtubule motor activity; ATP binding; microtubule binding. Gene Ontology annotation, biological process: microtubule-based movement. Bases 75 to 3140 code for a protein of 1021 amino acids. The record is from RefSeq and is a predicted model, not a curated record. The transcript is spliced from 19 exons.